GCGGCGCGGCCCGUCAGGCACUGCGGUCGGCGCGCCGGGAGCCGGCAGGACCCGGACCCCAAGAUGACUGCGCCCAGCCAAGUAGCCUCGGCCGCCUCCGGCGGUGGCGGGAGCGGCAGCUUUGGAUCGUGGCUAGACGGGCGAUUGGAGGCGCUGGGAGUGGACCGAGCCGUUUACGGCGCCUACAUUCUGGGUGUCCUGCAGGAGGAGGAGGAAGAAGAAAAGCUGGACGCUCUGCAAGGUAUCCUCUCCGCUUUCCUGGAAGAAGAUUCCCUCCUUAAUGUCUGCAAGGAGAUUGUGGAACGAUGGUCGGAAACUCAGAACGUUGUCACCAAAGUGAAAAAAGAAGAUGAAGUACAGGCCAUUGCGACCCUAAUUGAGAAGCAGGCACAGAUCGUGGUGAAGCCCAGAAUGGUAUCAGAAGAGGAGAAGCAGAGAAAAGCUGCCCUCCUGGCCCAGUAUGCUGAUGUGACAGAUGAAGAGGAUGAAGCAGAUGAGAAGGAUGAUUCAGGUGCCACCACAAUGAACAUUGGUUCUGACAAAUCUCUGUUUCGAAACACCAAUGUGGAAGAUGUCCUCAAUGCCCGAAAACUGGAGCGGGACUCGCUUCGGGAUGAGUCCCAAAGGAAGAAGGAACAGGACAAGCUGCAGAGGGAGAGAGACAAACUAGCCAAACAAGAGCGCAAGGAAAAGGAAAAGAAAAGGACACAGAGAGGGGAGCGAAAGCGAUAACCUUGGCCCACUCUAUUCUUUCCCCCACCAUGAACUUCAUCACACAGCAACUGGUUGUACAAAUGUGUAUUUAAGAGAAAUGAGAGAACAUUACAAAGUGGUUUCCCAAGGCAUUUCCCCUUUGUUUACAUGGUCAAAAGGAAAAUCACAAUCACUUUUAAUUACAAAAUGUGCCAUGUUUUGGUGGUGUGAGCAAUCAGAUUAUUAUAGUUGAUGUCUGUACCAAAGAUCUGGAAUGGGGGAAACCUUUAUAUUUUAAUACUGAAGUCCUAUGCACCUUUGGCCAUUUUAUAAAGUCUUCCCUCACCUUUGAUAAAUAGCAGAAGGGUUCAAGCUAACAGUUACAGUUUUCAUCCUGAAGGAGUAGAAACAUGAUCACUCCUUCCCUGAGAUGAAAUGUGGGAGUGUACUUUGCUUUGGAGGCAAUAUUCAUUUAUUCUUAAAUGUAUUACAGUAUUGUUUUAUGGCUGAAAUAGCUAAUGAAGAGCCCUACCUGGAUCCAGAUUUUAUGUUACAUGGCUGCAAACUAGGAAAAUGGGAAGAAAUUAUUUGGGGGAUGUUCUGGAUCUGAGAAUGUUUUUUUAGAAAGUUUCAGCCUAUGGGAGGAAAAGAAGUAUCUUUAAACAGAGAUAAUUACAUAUUUUUCCUCAUCUAGGCUAUUGCUUUAAGGAUGUGUCAUUGGAUGCAAUGCAAGGAUAUCAUUGGUAGCUGGAUUCAUUUUUUUUUUUUUUUUUUGAGACAGAGUCUCACUCUGUUGCCCAGGCUAGAGUGCC
Messenger RNA from Microcebus murinus (gray mouse lemur), 1505 nucleotides. RefSeq names its product coiled-coil domain containing 43 (gene CCDC43). The record is from RefSeq and is a predicted model, not a curated record. NCBI's taxonomy places the organism in Eukaryota, Metazoa, Chordata, Mammalia, Primates, Cheirogaleidae.